Molecule: messenger RNA, 2014 nt
Organism: Papaver somniferum (opium poppy)
Lineage: Eukaryota; Viridiplantae; Streptophyta; Magnoliopsida; Ranunculales; Papaveraceae
Product: glutathione reductase, chloroplastic-like
Exons: 10
Coding region: 122-1774 (550 amino acids)
Biological process (GO): cellular response to oxidative stress; cell redox homeostasis; glutathione metabolic process
Cellular component (GO): cytosol; mitochondrion
Molecular function (GO): glutathione-disulfide reductase (NADPH) activity; flavin adenine dinucleotide binding; NADP binding
Source: RefSeq, a predicted model, not a curated record
AAAAACUAACAAAAUACAAGGAGUACGACACGUGGAAACCAGUAACAGUAGAUAUAAAGAGGGGUUUAGGAUUCAAGAGAGAGAUUGCAGAGAGAAGGGAGGGAUAACAACAACAGCAACAAUGGCGUCCUCAUUAGGAGCUCCAAGAGCCACAACUUUUUCCUCAAAAACUCUAAUAAAUCUCUGCAGAAGAGUGCCAAUUUUCCUUCCGCGUAGAUCAUUUCAUUCAUCAACUCAAUUCCAAACCCUAAAAUUCAUUCCUAAUACUUACAGAGAACGCCGUUUCAGUGUAAGAGCUGAGACUCCAUCAGAAAACGGUGGUGUAAAUUACGAUUAUGACCUAUUUACAAUCGGUGCUGGUAGUGGUGGUGUUCGUGCUUCUCGUUUCGCUUCUAAUUUUGGUGCUUCGGUUGCUGUUUGUGAACUUCCUUUUAACACUAUCUCUUCUGAUACUGCUGGUGGCGUUGGUGGAACGUGUGUACUUCGUGGGUGUGUACCAAAGAAAUUACUUGUCUACGCCUCCAAAUAUUCACAUGAUUUUGAUGAUAGUUGUGGGUUUGGAUGGAAAUAUGAAACGGAUCCCGUUCAUGAUUGGGGAACAUUGAUGGCUAAUAAGAAUGCUGAAUUACAGCGUCUUACUGGAAUCUACAAGAAUAUAUUGAAAAAUGCUAAUGUCGCGUUAAUCGAAGGCAGGGGAAAGAUUGUGGAUCCUCACACUGUUGAUGUGGAUGGGAAGCUGUAUAAAGCGAGGCACAUUCUUAUAUCAGUUGGAGGAAGACCUUUUAUUCCUGAUAUACCUGGGAAGGAGUAUGCUAUUGAUUCUGAUGCUGCUCUUGACUUGCCCACUAAACCAACAAAGAUUGCAAUUGUCGGGGGUGGUUACAUUGCUGUAGAGUUUGCUGGAAUUUUCAACGGGUUGAAAAGUGAUGUCCAUGUGUUUAUUAGACAAAAGCAGGUCUUAAGGGGUUUUGACGAGGAGGUCAGAGAUUUUGUUGCUGAGCAGAUGUCUCUGAGAGGAAUUGAGUUCCAUACUGAGGAAUCGCCUCAAGAGAUCAUAAAGUCACCAGAUGGCUCAUUGACUGUCAAAACUAACAAAGGAACCUUCGACAGUUUCUCACAUGUUAUGUUUGCAACAGGCCGUAGACCAAACACAAAGAAUUUGGGACUUGAAGAAGUCGGUGUAAAGAUGUCAAAGAAUGGGGCGAUUGAGGUCGACGAAUACUCGCAAACAUCAGUUCCUUCCAUUUGGGCUGUAGGAGAUGUUACUGACAGGAUAAAUUUGACUCCAGUUGCACUGAUGGAGGGAGGAGCGUUUGCAAAAUCAGUCUUUGGGAAAGAACGCUCCAAACCUGACUAUAGUGCUGUGCCAUCAGCUGUGUUCUCGCAGCCGCCUAUUGGACAAGUUGGUCUUUCAGAAGAACAGGCUAUUCAAGAAUACGGAGAUAUUGAUGUCUACACAUCCAAUUUCAGGCCCUUGAAGGCCACUCUUUCUGGGUUGCCAGAUCGAGCCUUCAUGAAGCUUAUAGUUUGUGCAAAGACGGACAAAGUUAUAGGCUUACACAUGUGUGGGGAUGAUUCACCCGAAAUCACUCAGGGGUUCGCUAUAGCUAUUAAAGCCGGAUUAACCAAGGCUGACUUUGAUUCUACAAUAGGAAUUCACCCUUCAGCAGCAGAGGAGUUCGUUACCAUGAGAACUCCUACUAGAAAGAUUCGUCAGAGCACCCAAUCUGAGGGAAAGGCUGAGACUGAGGUUAAAGCCACAGCUGGUGCAUGAAGUUGAAUUAGUUGUGCAGUAUCAUGAUAUACAAUCUCAAUUUUUGUCUGCAAUUUUUUUUUUCCUUUUUGCUGUUUUCUUUUUGUAUGUAAUCAUCUUAAUAGGAACUGUAAAAUGGUCUGCUUAAAUCGAUUUUCAGUCACUGGAAAUUCGUUUAUUGAUGAUUAUAUUAAAGAAGAAUUGCAGUGUUGGUGCCUGGUGGUACUAUUUUCUGAUGUAGCAGAUUGGUGCUAUCCAUAA